AAAAAGAGAAGAACCCCGAGUACUGGCGUAAGCAGGCCCAGGACACCCUCAGACUGGCACUGAACCUUCAGGACCUCAAUAGGAAUGUUGCCAAGAAUACCAUCAUGUUCCUGGGAGACGGUAUGGGGGUGCCGACGGUGACGGCUACUCGGAUCUUAAAGGGCCAACUAGCCGGACAGCCAGGGGAAGAGACUCAGCUGGAAAUGGACAAGUUCCCACAUGUAGCACUUGCAAAGACUUACAACACAAACGCUCAGGUUCCCGACAGCGCCGGUACCGCCACAGCCUACUUGUGUGGUGUGAAAGCCAAUGAGGGAACAGUUGGUGUAAACGCGGCAUCGGUGAGGGGUCAAUGUAACACCACCAAGGGCAACGAGGUGGCCUCCAUCCUAAAGUGGGCCAAAGAUGCAGGAAAAUCGGUUGGAGUGGUGACCACCACCAGGGUGAACCAUGCAACCCCCAGUGCCGCCUAUGCCCAUUGUGUCAACAGAGACUGGUUUUCGGAUAAUGAGAUGCCCAAAGAAGCCGUGGCAGAAGGGUGCAAGGACAUCGCCUGGCAGCUCAUGCACAAUAUUGCAGAUAUAGAGGUCAUCAUGGGAGGGGGAAGAAAAUACAUGUUCCCUAAAAACACCCCCGAUAUCGAGUACCCCAAAGAGGAGAAGGCAAAUGGGACAAGGCUGGAUGGGCUAAACCUGACCAAGAUCUGGAUGGAAAAUAAGCCACGUAAUAAGAUUGCACGUUACGUAUGGAACAGAGAUCAGCUGCUGGGGCUGAAACCAGAAGAGACCGACUAUGUCCUGGGUCUCUUUGAACCCAGCGAUAUGGUGUAUGAACUGGACAGGAACACAAGUACAGAACCCUCCCUGGUGGAGAUGGUGAAGGUGGCCAUCAGUAUUCUAAAGAAAAACCCCAAAGGAUUCUUUCUCCUGGUGGAGGGUGGACGUAUAGACCACGGGCACCACGAAGGGAAAGCCAAGCACGCUCUACACGAGGCCAUACAGAUGGACAUUGCCAUUGGUCUGGCUGGGGAGAUGACCUCCACUGAGGACACGCUGACCGUCGUCACCGCUGACCACUCCCACGUCUUCACGUUCGGAGGAUACACCCACCGGGGAAACUCCAUUUUCGGUUUGGCUCCGGCACUAAGCGACCUCGACUCCAAACCUUACACAUCCAUCCUGUACGGGAACGGCCCCGGCUACAAACUAGUGAAUGGAAGCAGGGGGAACGUCUCCACUGUGGACUACGCUCAACCCAACUACCAGGCUCAGUCUGCUGUUCCUCUGAAGCAAGAAACCCACGGCGGAGAAGACGUUGCCGUAUUUGCCAAGGGGCCAAUGGCUCAUCUCCUGCACGGCGUCCAUGAGCAGAAUUAUAUACCUCACGCCAUGGCAUAUGCUACCUGCAUCGGUCAGAAUCGGGACCACUGCAAUUCCAGGAGCUCAGGCCACAGCUUUAAGACCUCAGUCACUAUGGUGUCCUCCGCUUUAUCAGUCCUUGCUGCACUCCAAUUGUUCUAAAGCGAGGCAUGCCGGUCCUACCUCACCCCGUGCUGGUCCACACUCCGCCGGCAAGAUCUGCUACCGGACUUUCCUUACGCAACUGCCAAAUCAACAGAAGAAGUCACAGUGGGGUCCAAACUUGGAAGACCGGCAGGCCCAAUGGGAGCCACUUCCACCCGGCAGGCCCAAUGGGAGCCACUUCCACCCGGCAGGCCCAAUGGGAGCCACUUCCACCCGGCAGGCCCAAUGGGAGCCACUUCCACCCGGCAGGCCCAAUGGGAGCCACUUCCACCCGGCAGGCCCAAUGGGAGCCACUUCCACCCGGCAGGCCCCAUGGGAGCCACUUCCAUCCGGCAGGCCCCAUGGGAGCCACUUCCAUCCGGCAGGCCCCAUGGGAGCCACGCCAGGAAGUGACCCUUAAAGUGGGAUUUAUAAAGACAGUUUGCACCCAAAGGGUCACUUGUUUGAUAUACGAAACCACUAAGAAAAUAGACUGCUAAAGCGAAGAUGACAGUUCAGAGUGUCCCUCAAAAAUUUGAUCGAACAGCUUUCUUGAUUUAAAUCUGCCGAUAUAAAAAUCUUCUCAUAUUGUACAUAAAGACUGAAAAAAUAAAAUAAACACCAUAAAAACAUU
Rana temporaria (common frog) is the source of this 2136-nucleotide messenger RNA. RefSeq names its product alkaline phosphatase, biomineralization associated (gene ALPL). The record is from RefSeq and is a predicted model, not a curated record. Lineage: Eukaryota; Metazoa; Chordata; Amphibia; Anura; Ranidae. Gene Ontology annotation, molecular function: alkaline phosphatase activity. Gene Ontology annotation, biological process: dephosphorylation. Gene Ontology annotation, cellular component: plasma membrane.